AUGCAGCUCGGAACUAUGGCCGGCGAGCUCUCCCACUUUGUGCGCAAGGUGGAGCGCCUGGUGACCGCGCCCUAUGUGCCCUCGCUGCAGGAUCUUCACGAGGCAGUCCAAAAUUCUUCUCCUUCUGUGAUUGAUCUCUGGGCCUCUCACAAGACCUGCCAGGUGGGUCUGCUGGCUGAUGUUUUGGUGGAUGGCCUGUCGCGGUCGCGCGUGGCUCUGCCUCUUGUUACGGUCUUUGCAUCGACGCCGGUAUUUCGCGAUGCUUUGCUCGAGCGCCACCCGGUCGUUUUAGACACGUUCCUGGAGAAGGCAGUCGGUGAGAGCGGAUCGGAGUAUCUCGCGGCAUCCAUUGCGCUGCUCUCGAUCCCUCUCCCGCAGAAUGUGGUCCCACCAGCUCGCCUGGGCACAUUCAUCAGCGACUUGAUAUCCACUAUGGCGGACAACCCAUGUGCAGACACAAUAACACCGCUUUACAAGAUCAUGAGCGGAUUACAAGGCUCCCCCAAAGUCCUAGAUGACAUCCCAUCAGAAACAAUGUCCAGUCUUCAAACAGAAUUCACCAAGACCCUCCGCAAUCUCGACGACCACAUGGGCAAUCUCUUGUGUCUCGCAACCUUCGCCCGCAUCGCAUCAGCCUGGCAAACAAACCACCACUCUCAACACGGACCAGAGCCGCCUUCGUGGCUGCUUAACAUCAAGCACUUCUUUGGCCCUAAGCGCGGACUGAAGACUCUCGAUCUAGUGGUCUUGCGCGUGAUCCUUGCAUCGUCGGCUAGUUGCAAUAACUUGACUCCGGCUAAAGCUACCGAGAGUGUUAGGUUAGCGAUCUGUAUUGUUGAUGUUGUGGAACCAGAGCAGAAGAGUGCUUGGGUUUCGGGGAAUCGGUCGAAGAUAGUGAAGUUGUGUGAUAAGGUUAUUAGGAAUGGGAUUGAUCGAGAGAUUCAGAUCAUGGGUGCUACAUUCUUGUUGUCCCUGCUUCCUCCAUCCGAGCUGCCGUCUCAGAUUCACGAUAUAGCCCUGGAGACUUUGAUUUCUACGGACAGCUCGCAGAUCUUGAAGAGCAUGCCUGAGUGUCUUGUUCGACGACUUGCGAGGACAUUGGCAGACUCUGGGGAAACUGUUGUUCGCGAGCUUGUAAACUACAUCCUUUCCGCAUUGAAACAUACUGGCUCGCCAGUACAAGACGAUCUAUCAUCCCUUAAGGUGGCGCGUUUGAUUCUGUGUGGGUUGCAGGAAAUGCAGUCACAGUCAGCUCUUUCGUCUAUCCAGACCUUGAUAUCCGCCUUUGGCAAAAAUUCUAUAGGUGGCCUCUUCGAAAAUUUUCCUGCACAAUCAAACCAAACAGACUGUACCGGUUCAGGCACCUGCUCCAGUGUUCUCAACAUGUCGCAUGAUCAGUUGGUUCUCGACUUGUUCGACCUCCACUCCGCGGCCGCUCUUGCACAGAAUGGUGGUGAUAGCACGAUCAUUAAGACCAUGAUGAGCUUUGUGGACCGAGUGGCUAGAUCGCUGCCUGGAAGCAAGUGUGGAUUCUCUAUAGCGAGUCCAAAAGAUUUCCGCGUCACCUUCGCAGUUCAAGAUAGACAUGAUUUCUCAAUCGACCAUGGUUCAAAUCGCAACUGGCGUUCUGGCAUCACUGAGGUUUUGAUGCAAAAUGCACAAGCAUCCCAUGACUGCAUGAUAAAGAAAGUUGAAGACAUCUGCAGCGACCUUGAGCAGCGAUGUUACAACGUCGAAGCCCCUCUGAGGGCCAUUGAAGAAGAACGAAACAGCGCCAUCCACGAAGCUGAGCAACUGAAACAGCAUAAUGAAGAAUUGGAAAUUCGCUUACACGAGUCGUCAAACACUGUCUCUGCUCUUCGGCACGACCUAUCCUGUCUUGAAGAACACGCUGGAAAUGCCUCUGCUCGAGCCGAAGAGUUAUCUGCAUCUCUUGACUCCGCACGGCAUGACCUCCAGGAGCAACAUCAGGCCUUUGAGGAAAAAAUGCGGGCAGAAAUGGAUAAAGCGCGCAGCAGAGAGCUGGAUCUGAUUGCUACGUCGACUGAGAAAGACGAUCGGGUUGAUGAGAUUCGUGAGGAGCUGGACUCUCUGCAAGGCAAAAAGCAACAGAUGCUCCAGACCUUGGAUACUCUGUCACAAGAGAAGGCUUUUGCUUUGGAAGCUUCGGCUUCUCUACGGCAGGAUCUUGUAAAUGCCAAAGCCCUUAUCGAGUCUAGCAGGCUUCUUUCUGUGCAGAAGGAAGACGAGGUGAAGCGUCUCUUGACAGACAGGGAGGAUAUGCUGAUGGAGAUGGGGGCUCUGAAAACAACUGUGGACGAGCAAAGUGUGGAGGUUGAAAGGUUUUAUUGUGCAAUGCAAGAAGCCGAGGAGAAGUUGGGAGCGGAAAUCGACAUGCUGAAGCAGAACCACGAGGUUGAAAUUUCCCAGGCUAUGUCUGAGAUUACCCGACACAAAGAGGAGAAUCAGCGCCUGCAGGCUACCGUAGCCGAUUCCGCAAAGGGAGCACAGUUGCAGAGCAAACGCAUCCAGUAUUUGGAGAAGAAGGUAAACCAAGCAAAGCCGUCCCUUUUUGUUGUGACUCUAACCAUUCCUCUUCAGAUUCAAUCCCUUCGUGACGAAAGAGCUGCCAAGGCCCGAGAGUUUUCAGAGGCUCAGCAGCACAUCAGUCGUUUGAUGGGCGUCAUGGGUUUUGCCACCAAAUCCACAGAGCCCAAAGGUCACAGCAAACACCAACAUGUGAAGUCUGUAACUAAUACCUCCAACACAACACCCACCCAACAAGAAACUAGUCAUGAUGAUGAGGACACACAGCUAGCUCAAUCCUUUGAAUCCCUGGCAUCAAACCUCGGCGCCCCCAAUCCGAAACGACCGAAAAGCAACCGUCGCUCAAUGCAUCCACCUCACUCUCAAGCUCCUCUGCCUGCUCACCAAUUUACACCCAAAGAACCCAAAUCAAAGAACCCCGAUGCGCCAGGUCCACACCAAGCAAUACGGGGACCUCUUAGGGAAGUAGACUGCAACAGUCCAACCAAGACACUAGCAGGCUAUGUACUAAAACAUAGCCAGCAAGAUGAAGAGGAUGUAUCUACGGUCUAUGAAGAGACACAGGUUGAAGAAGAUAAUCUGGAAGAACAUCAGCUUCACGAUCUCAGUUUAGGCAUGGAUCUAGAGUUUUCGAGGGACUUUGUUUUCACAAGCACUACUUUUUCUGGGUCGAAUCAUGAGCCCUUGGCUCCAUGA
Molecule: messenger RNA, 3243 nt
Organism: Penicillium lagena
Lineage: Eukaryota; Fungi; Ascomycota; Eurotiomycetes; Eurotiales; Aspergillaceae
Exons: 7
Coding region: 1-3243 (1080 amino acids)
Source: RefSeq, a predicted model, not a curated record